AUGCCACAAGACAACGGAGAUAAUAAACACGGUACUAGAUGCGCCGGAGAGGUUGCCGCAGUAGCAUAUAAUCAAUAUUGUGUUGUUGGUAUAGCUUACAAUGCAAGUUUUGGUGGAGUAUGGAUGUUGGACGGCAUUGUAAACGAUGCAGUUGAAGCUAGAGCUUUGGGUUUGAACCCAGAUCACAUUGAUAUAUACAGUGCCUCAUGGGGACCAGAAGACGACGGUAAGACUGUUGAUGGUCCUGGACCGUUAGCUCGGCGGGCGUUUAUUUACGGUGUAACUAGCGGUCGUCGUGGAAAAGGCAGUAUAUUUGUUUGGGCAUCAGGAAACGGCGGAAGACAUACUGACUCUUGGAACUGUGAUGGCUAUACAAACAGCAUUUUCACGUUGUCAAUUUCGAGCGCUACGCAAGGUGGAUAUAAACCUUGGUACCUUGAGGAAUGCUCUUCUACUCAUGCAACUACAUACAGUUCCGGCACACCAGGACAUGAUAAGAGUGUAACUACAGUUGAUAUGGAUGGACGAUUGAGAUCCGAUCAUAUAUGUACAGUGGAAUAUACGGUUGAUCCAGUAAGACUACGAAGCAAAAUACCAUCAGCUAUCGCACCUCCUUUCGCAUUUCCUACAUCCGUUGACUGCUAUGAUUCAGCUGGAGAUUCUUUUUACAAUACUGACGUGUUUUCCAAGUACCAAAACUUUUUCAGUUUAUUCGCAGUCAGUUCAGAUCUGGACAAAGCGAUAGCCCAACUCGACGGACAUAAUGUCACUUCACCGCAUGGGGAGAAUGUUCUCGCUGAUAGCAAUGACAAACGCGUCCAGCAUGAAUAUGACCUAGAAUGA
Molecule: messenger RNA, 843 nt
Organism: Parnassius apollo (apollo)
Lineage: Eukaryota; Metazoa; Arthropoda; Insecta; Lepidoptera; Papilionidae
Source: the annotation of a GenBank genome assembly